UGUUAACUACAACGCCAUUUUGUAAAUCUUGUUGGUUUAGCUUUAGAGGUUACUGUGAGUGUGUUUUUAUUUUGCAAUCGUAUGUAUUUGUAUCGGUGUUAACAUUUAUUACAAGCGGGAUAUUUUAUUAACAGAAAUUGGAUUUCGCUGUAAUUAUGGCAGAAUAAUCGGCUGUAUAUUGAGUAUGUCUGAUUCUAAAGAAUUGCCAGAGAAAUGUCUUUUGGGUCUUUCCAAACGGCAGUUAAAUCGCAUAAUACAUAAUGUAGCUAAAAAGAACUGCGCAUCACAUGUAGCUCAAGCCAUCGUAAACAACGAUGAGCAACGCAGUAUUCAACUAAUCGCAAAUAGCUGUAUUGAUCCUGAUGAGGAACGAAUUGAUGGAUACGAUUCCGAAGGCUCUUUUAUAUGUAUGCUGGAUGUCUCGAACAAUGAAGAUCAAGAAAAGUUUGGGAUUAAUGAUGACAAACUUGUAAAUGAUGAUGUCCUUCCAAUUGACAGCUUACCAUUAUCCGCUGAAGAUCAAUCUGAUUUAAAUACCGACACCGAAUUAUCUAAAGAAGUUAGAAGACAGAAAAAAAAGAAGAAAACGAGUUCUUCCAGCGAAGAAGAGUCCGAAGCCUCGGACGCUACUGAUGAGCGCAUAUUGGAAUAUCCACAACCACCAAAACGCUCCAGACAACUCCAGGCAGUAAAAGAUAAUAGUCAAGACAUAGUUUUGGAAAACCAAUCUAGCUCUGGUAUCCAAAAAUUGGACCAAAUUGAGGCACCAGUAUCUUCUUUGAGGGCGUUGCGGGAGUUACAAUCACAAACACCAACGACUUCGGUGUCACGAUGUUCUACACCCCAAUAUACUGUUAACGCUGAUGAAGAUUUUAAAUCUAAGUUAUUUAAGGAGUUUUCCUUUAUAAAGGUACAUUUAAUCAAAGUUAGCCAACGACUUUCGGCAUUGGAGGAAAAUCUCAAUAGUUCAUCCAAAACAGAAGCUGAUGACGAUCACAUAAAUAAUGAUUUUGAGGAGAUAAUCAAAAAUCAGUUCCCAUUACAAUUGGAAGCAGAUUUACAAAAUAUGGAAAGGCAAUUAACAGAGAAUCCUGAUUUAAAAAAAUUUAUGGUGAGAUUACUAGGCGAAUGAAUUAUAUACUUAAUACAUUA
Messenger RNA from Photinus pyralis (common eastern firefly), 1152 nucleotides. RefSeq lists its product as uncharacterized. The record is from RefSeq and is a predicted model, not a curated record. The coding region runs from base 185 to 1132 and encodes 315 amino acids. Lineage: Eukaryota; Metazoa; Arthropoda; Insecta; Coleoptera; Lampyridae. The transcript has 5 exons.